AUGCUCGCCGCGCCUCAUUGCGCCCCUCCCUCUGUCAGCGGCUUCACGCUGCCCCAGUUGAAGCGCAAGCGAUCCGAUUCCAACGAUUCAACUACCAGUCGCGAUGCUCCGGUCGCAACAAAACUACGAACAGACGAUGCACCUUCGAAACAAAUACCCUUUCAACAACAACCACCACCACCCUCUGCGACCAAAGAUGAUGCGACCACCUUGCCAACCGAACGUUUGAGCGAUCAGGCUCCCGAGCGCGUGCCAGAUUCGCCACCUCUGCUGCCUGAUGGUGGUGGCUCUGAUCCAUCCGAGGUCCCGUCGCGCGACAACCAGAAGGCCGCUGUGCGCAAAGUCGAUGCAGACCGGCUGCGCGAAACGCUAGAAGCCCAGAUCAGCCUCGAGGUGCUGCUGAAACAUAACGAACUUCGGUUGAUCGAUCAGGAGAUCGCCAAAUGUCAAGUUGCGCUGGAACAACUGCGCCGCUGCGCGGAAAUCCCCUACCCUGGGUCUCAAGCUACUGGCGUAUCGCAGUCUAUGAGCAGUGGGACUGGAAUGUCAGUAUGGGCUCCUGGAAAUGGACCCGCACCGAUCUCUCCAGCACCCUGGGGUGUCGCAAACGGCCCUUACACCCGUCACUAUUCGCGAUGGUUGUUGCCAGACCCGCGUUUCGAUGGUGGCGAGGUCGAGCCGGCAACACUGAUGGGCUUUGGCAUGGCGACUCCUCUGGAAGGUCGUUCGACGCGCGGAAACCCAAUCGAUACUGGCUAUCUGGCUGGCAAGUCUACAAGGCCUCAAAGGGGAUCAUCCACUGGGACGAAACUCCAGUCUUUGCCCAGUGGCUAUCCAGCUCCGAAAGAAAGAGCUGGCCCCAUGAUUAUCCGACGAAAGUCUGAUAAUGUUCUUGUCAAGUUGGUUUGCUUGGAUUGCCGCAGGGACAAUUUCUCUAGUACUCAGGGCUUCAUCAACCAUUGCCGCAUUGCCCAUAACCGCAACUUUGCGAGCCACGAUGCCGCGGCAGUCGCGUCCGGGGAGCCUGUCGAAGUAGAUGACGCUGGUGCCGUUGUCAGUGGCAAGAAUGAACCUCCUUCCACUUCACUCGCGCCCGGUUUUGUUCAUCCUCUCAUUCGCUCUGCUCAUGUUAUCGAGCCAACACCGCCUAGAGCAUCGUCUACGUCGGAAUCAUCCGAUAGUGCAACUCAAAAACCGUCUUCAGAAAACAGCGGUUUACAAACGGUGGAAACACCUCGUACUUUGUCUCACACACCGAGAGGCCCGAAGACCCCUACGAUAGCAAAAACGCCAAACGAUGCAUUCACUGCUUCGGAUGAUACCCCUCAUUUAUCAUCUUUGAUGAAACUUCGAGGCGUUGGGCUCGAUCUUGGCCAGUUGGUUGGUGAUGCAAAGACCACAGUGGAUCUCGAAGGAUACUUUUCGGAGGAAGGAGAGUCGGAGUCUGAGCCAACUACACCGUCCGCGGAGGUGAAAUCCAAUAAGCCACUUGCGACUCGUGCUGGGCGACAGCCCAUGCGCACGACAGCUUCACAGACAGCCUCUGAGCGCCCUGACGGCCACAAGGGGAUCGAAAGACCCAAUCACCAGCUGCCCGCGCUGGAGACGUUAACGCCUUCACGACCGCAGGCGCCCUACCAGUCUCCUUAUGCGCCAACAGGCCCUCAGAUGAAUGUGCUGCGGGAAGUUGAUGGAGUCGACUUGAGUCCAAAUACUGUGGAGUCCAAUCAAGCUCCAAGUCUUGUGAGUGAUGAUGACGAGUUUGAAGCGGCAUCUGACUCGGACAGCCCCGGCCCUAGCUCGUCUGAGGCUGGGGAUGGAGACGACUUCAGCCUCAUUGAUGUGGAGGACGACGAGGACACGACGGGCUCGACCACCACUAGUGAUUCAAACCCGAAGCCAGAUGUUGGAUUGGGAAGUGCCGGCAAGCCCCUGCAGCAUGGAAAAGUGAGAAAGAAGGGACAGUAUAUUCAGCCGUCCGUUGUCCCGUUGAAUCGAGGGAAAGACGAGAAACGCGUGAGCUUUAUGGAUCUAAGUCUCAACCCUACAACAAUAUCUCUAUCUACAUUCAAAACCCUCUUAGCCUCAUACAAAGCUACCGUGAAGACCAAAACGCGGUCCAAAGCGCUCGGUAAAGCCUCAUCGAAGGGGAAGAAGCAGAAGAAGGGCCCGAGCAAAAAGCGCGCCGCCGACUCUAUAAAAAAUGAGGGAGAUGACGAGCACGAGGACGGGCUAAGUCAAGACGUGAAGCAAGAGGUAGACGCGCAGGUUAAGGAGUUUGAGGCGCUUGAUGAGUGGCGGUAUGAGUCUCUCCCGGGACUCGUUGAGGCGAGGAUUCAAGGGAAAGCCAAUGCCGAUAGUGAAGAAGGAGAAAGGAAAAAAGGGGAUGCUCUUUCCAAAGACGAGGUUGUUAAGUUGAUGGAGUGGAAGCUAAAACACGGUGUUUACCGCCCGACCCUGUUAGGCAUGAUAAAAUCAAACCAAGAAAAGAGUAUCCAAAGCGCAACGCGCGACGCGUUUUCUCUCAUCCAGCAGGAGGAGGAUGGUAGUGCUUCUGGACUCGACUUUCAGGGUAAUAUCCAGAAAGGUCUGGAUGCCCUGACCGCGCCGUUGCGGGGCGUCGGGCCUGCGACGGCGUCGUUGAUUCUGUCUGUUGGGUCGGCAGAUGUCCCGUUUUAUAGCGAUGAUGUAUUUCUUUGGCUUUGUGUGGGUGUUUAUCCGUCUACUUCCAAUGCGGCUGCGGCUGAGGAGGAAAAGAAUGGGAAAGAUGGAGGAGAGCGAAGCAAAGAGGUUCGGCCGAACGGGGAGUUGAAUGUCAAGUACAAUAUCCCCGAGUAUAAACGUCUUUGGGAUGCAGUGCAGAGGUUGCGGGCGAGGCUGAAUGAGGAGGCUGGUGAGGAUGAAGGCAUCUCGUGUGCGGAUGUGGAGAGGGUGGCAUUAGUGGUUAGGCACUUUGAUCAGUCUGGCCUUCAGAACGAGGCAAUGGAUAGAGAAGACGUAGAGGAUGGGAAGAGGAAGAAGAGGAGGACGCAUCAUGAGUAG
This is a messenger RNA of Aspergillus versicolor CBS 583.65, 3042 nucleotides long. RefSeq lists its product as uncharacterized. The coding region runs from base 1 to 3042 and encodes 1013 amino acids. The transcript is spliced from 3 exons. Lineage: Eukaryota; Fungi; Ascomycota; Eurotiomycetes; Eurotiales; Aspergillaceae. The record is from RefSeq and is a predicted model, not a curated record.